CUCCAAGGUCCCUUCCAUCUCUGUUAUUCUGAAGUCCACGCAUCUUAAAAGUUGCCAAGGUUGGGAAACACUGUGGUAGGCCACAAAGAGAAGAAAAAGAAGGGACAAACAACGCAAUAAAGAAUUCCAGAUGUGACCCCAGAAGAAGCUGACCCAAACUCCAAGAUCUUCCUGGAGGAUCUCUACAAAAAAAGGUCCUGAAUGGCUCCCUGAUUUCAAUCCAUUUCUCUUUUGUAUUCAUUUCAGCUCCCAGUCUCAGGGCAACCCAGCAACUUUGCAUCUUCUUCCUCCCUUCUGAGAUGCAUGGAGGGAGAAAUUCUUUCAUGACUGGGAGCCUGGAUCAUCUCAGGCAUGUCCAAUCUCUGCCCGCCGAGGGAGAUGGGUGACUCUCGUCCUGUUGGCUCCCUUCUUUUCAAAGGCCAUGGGGAGAGGAGACAAAACUGGUGGCCUGCCUGUCCCCCCCAACUAAGUGGGGACAGUGGCGAGCGUGGCAGCUGCACAGCCCAGCCUGUCAAAAAGUGGGCUAUCAAAUCGGAAAGCAAUUAAAGACCUCAGCGGCGUUUGCUCCAGGCUGGCUUCAGGCUGCAGGGAAACUGCCACAACACAUCACAUACUAGUGGAUGCUGUCCCCGGGACCCGCAGGCAGCUUCCUGCCUCCCACCUGGCUGGCAGGGGCACCCCCCCCCCCAUCUCACCAAACAGCCCCUCUUGGCUGGUGGAUAAGCAGAAUGGUUUGUCAGACCCAAAUGAUCUGUCAGGACAAUCUUCUCCCGCCGGAGAAGAAGCAUGACCAGGGACUCAGGGCAGAGUGGGGAGGGGGGGGAGAGGACCUGCUGGCUGACCCCACCUUCUGGGAUCCAGCCCCCCCCCUCCGAAGCCAAGCGGGGGCACUGACCCAGCCUCCUGAUGGGGCUGUUUGCCCGUAAUUCCUAAACCAAUUUGUCAUCAAUUUGUCCCAGCGUUAAGGCGGCUGGUCCUCCAAGCCCAAAGCUAGAGAAUUAGCAUGGACGGACCCCCCCGGGCGUCUUUCACCUGGUCAGGUUUUGAGUGAAGAGAAAGUGCUGGAGAUUUAUUAUGCUCCAUGUACUCUUUUUAAAAAUAGAGAUAUGUGCGCUAAUUGAAGGGGAGGUGGGGAGCAGGCUGUCAGGUCAUCGUUGGGAGAAUCAAAGAAGGGACUUUUAGCUCACCAGAGGUGCUUUGUGGUUCAUCCGUUGCAAAAAGGAGGGGGGGAAGGAAACAAUCACCGUGCUGUGUUGUUGGUUGGUUGUUUUUUUUUAAUCCCUUGUUAUGCUCCAGCUUCCUGGCCGAUUCCCAUGACGCUUUUCAAACGAGCGAAGUGUCUUGUACUUCGUGUCCCCCUAAUCACAGAAAGCAUCCCGUCGCCAUUGAAACGCACGCGACUAAAAGCCCAAAUGCUUUUAAUUUUUCAGGAGUUGCCCUGGAAGUCCAGAGUUUUGAAAUGCAGAUUGUCCUCGAAUUACGACCGAGUGACCCUUUGAAGUUACAGAUGACUAGAAAAAGAGGAACUCAGCAAUCAAUAAUGUGAAGAAUGAGGGAAGCAGACAAAUUAAGAUGGAGAAACUGAAAAUAUCCUUAGCUGGGAGUAGCGCAGCAUGUGACCAACACCUUCCUGAAAGGGGCUGGAGCAAGCCAGGCCGUGCCACAACGAUGCCUCAAAGCCACACACGUGCAGUCAGUAUAUACCUCCCGCAUCAUCAACUCGUGAGGCUUCUCAGUUGCACAGACAGCACCAGGCAGCGCGGCGGGAGGGCAGAGGUCCUGCUUCAGAGAGUAAGCUGCAGAUCCGAGCAAGCUGGGGAGAAGGGCUGACUGCCUGGUGCCCAGCAAGGGAUCCCUGGAGUUUGGUUUGGUUGGAAGCAGCCAUGUCAAAGGAUGAAGCAGGUUGUAAGUUGGCCCCGGUCUACAAGCACAAGGAACGCAAGCCUAAGAAGCCCCAUUACAUCCCCCGUCCCUGGGGAAAGCCCUACAAUUACAAGUGCUUCCAGUGCCCAUUCACUUGUAUGGAGAAAUCGCAUCUCUACAACCACAUGAAGUACAGCCUGUGUAAGAAUUCCUUGUCUCUGCUAAUCGAAUCGGACUGGUCCUACAAGAAAGGAGGCCUUCUCCAUCCAGAACUUCGGCUCUUGCAAGCCACAGAGACUUCUCAGCUCCGUGGGAGGCGAGAGGAGCCUGAGACAUAUGACCCGAUGGGGAUGGAGGCCACUCACUCCAAACAUGAAGCAGAGCGAGAGGGUGGAGAAGGCAAGACCACAGGGACAGAAGAUGUGGCCUGCUCGGAAAGGAUGAGUGAUGAAACCAGCCAGUUCCAAGAAGAAGAGGAGGAGGAGGAGGAGGAGGAAGAAGAAGAGUUGUCUAGGUUCUUGCAGGAGGUAGACACAGCUGAGAAGAAGGUCAAGGAAACCCUAUCUGCUGGGGAGACCUCUGAACCAGAUGUGAACACCCUCCUUUUUCAGCUGAAAAACAAGCAGGAGAAGGCCUCCAAAGAUCCUACCCCUGACUUCAUCAUCACGGAUGUUUUCUCCUUAAAGAAGCACAUGUCCAAAGGAAAGGAGAUGGCCUCUAUGGAAUUGGACCCCAAACCAAAGCAUUGCAAAAUGCCCUCCAAAUGUUCAGGAAGCAGCGGGGUCUUCAUGGAACAAUGGAAACUGGUGGCCAACGGGCAGCGGAGAAGCACCACUGGGGUUCUGGCUCCCUGCACCGAUGGCAACGUCAUCCCUUGUUACCCUCCUCCAGCUUACGGUGAUUUCCACGAAUCUCAAGGCCUCAACUUCUCUCUGCUGGGGAUCAACUACCCCCUGGCUCCCAACCUCUUCUCCUAUUUCAGCCCUUCGGUGACCAAUGGGGCCACUUCCCAUUCCCACUUGGCCCAAUUCCCCUUCCUGGCCUCCACAGCCCAGCUGAUGCACCCCCAUUCGGCUCACUUCCAGUCCUUGCAGAGCCCCGACAGGUCCACUUUCCUUCCACGCUUCUACUACCCUCUGCUUUUUGAACAUUCCUUCACUUCGGCAGAAAGCAAGAUGGCGCCCACUAAGCCAGACACUCAGCAACUGCCUGCCGCAGCCAUACCUGCGCCCCUCCAGCCCCAGAUCUCCACGGACCCCCCAAAAGGAGGCGUGUUGAAAGCACCAGUGCUGAAGACAGACCUUCCUUGGGUGAAAGGUUGCCGUGAAGACCCUCUCCCUGAGCAGGGCCACAAAAGAUUGCUACUGCAGGAGGAAGAGAAGAAAUGGCUGGUCCAUGAGAGGGAAAGCUAUUCCUUGCUGGCUACUGGCCAUCUCUGCAGAAAGUCAUCUCCUGAGGGUUACCAUGGUCUCCUAGGCAUAAAAGAGGGGGCUGCUGUUCUCCACAACAGCGUCAAGAAGCCAGAGAUCACAGGAGCUGCUGGUCUGGACAAUGGUGGAGUCACCCCAAGUAACCUGAAGAGGAAAUUUGCCAAAAGCGGCCUUCAUUUGGCAAGCUCUGAUAUGACAACACCUGAAAACGAGAUCUAUCCACCCAGCAGUGGUUUGCAAGUUACACCCAGACAAGCUUCAAAGUCCAUGGACCACUGGCAGGUAGAACUUCAUGAACAUCACUCUGAAGGCCAGGAGAAAACCGGGACCUACGAGAUGAUUACCGCUUCAGACCAGCCCGUUUUAAAACCAAGCAACGAUCAAACCAUAACUGUUGAUCCAAGAGACCAAGAGAUGACCACCGUGCUCAUUGGAGACUUGUCAAAAACCUUAGAAGAAUAUCAAGAGGUAGAGAAGAAGCUCUCCCAUUUGGCAAAAGAGGACACUCCUGCACAGAAGCAACUUAGGGACCAGUUAGUCAAAGUCCGGCAGGAACUUUUCCAUAUCCACCAGGCGCUGGAGAAGGCAAACAAGUUCAGCGAUGAUCCUUUGGAUCUCUCAGUGAAAAGGUCUUCAAAAAAUCCGGAGAAAAGUCACCAAGACAAGAAAGAGUCCAAGGUUGCCAUCCAAGGAGAGAAGGUCCAAGGCAAAGACCUGGGUUCCACCAAUAAAUGUUUGGAGAUGGGUGAAGCUGGUCUAGAAGAGAGAUCAGAUGGUUUCCUUGAGACUCAGAACAAAACCAUCGACCUGCUAAUCAAGAUGAGCCAUUCCAAAAACAUCCGAAAUUCCUCUUCCGAGACCCACCUGGGAGCUGUAAUCAAAGCCGAAGUGCUUCCCCUUAACGUCCCACUCGAAUUCAGGCAUGUAAUGGAACCUUACUAUAGCCAUACUACCAAAUGUGAGGCGGAUUCCAGUGUCCUGCUCUGCAGCGAUGGAAGAGCAAAUGGCAACCAAGCCCCACCACUUUCUGUGACUGAAGAAGCUCCAUUAGGAUGCCGGGCAAUUCCAUGUUCUUUGUCCUGCAAUUUGCCCAGUGAGACUGGUGAGGUGUAGAGUCCAAAACUUCACAUUUGCCCUUUGAGCCAGAAGAAACAGACAUUCAAAUCUGGAAACCCCCUGGUCCAUCACUGUAGUGUUUCGAACUUGGAGGAUCCAGAUGGUUUAUAAAGCAUUUCUCGUCCACAUUUUAUGAAUGACAUGCGAGUUGUUGGCAAGGUCUAUUUCUCCAUUAACGUCUCUCAUUGCAUCUGCAGGGGAAGGGGACAACUCACCACGGGGCAAACCACUACCGCCAACUCGCUACGGGACAAGAGUUACACUCAUACCGAAGAAAUAGUGGAAUAGAAUUGUGAAAGGAAGGAUGCCCAAGGAGAGACAAAACGAAAUGGGAAUGACAAAAAUUGAAACAUUUUAAAAUUAUUUUCAAAUAAUUGUAGAAUUGUCCCGUGGCAAAUUGGCCAUGUCAAGUUGUCCCGUGGCGUUGGCUGCGGUAAGUUGGCCACAGCAAGUUGACUGUGGCAAGUUGAUUGUGGCGAGUUUUUCGUAGACCUGGACAGGGUGAGUGCAGUGGGAAGAGAGAGUAAGAGAGGGGUGACAAGUUUUUUCAGAAGGACAGGUGCCUUUGCAUUCUAGAAGGUCCAAUCCAUCUUUUCCCCUGGCCAAUUGAGCAAAAUGCAUUGUCUGAUGCCAAAUCUUCUCCUUGGGAUCAAAGCUAGAGCUAUUUCUGGAUAUCCUUCUUGUUCCCAAGAAUUCAGCGCCCAUGAUAGUCCUUCUGAUCCAAAUAAAAACUGCUGCAAGAUAAAUUGCGGAUUAACUACAGUCCCAGUUGCCUUUUUUAAAAGCAGAAAACGUUUAAAGAACUUGCAUGAGAAACCACGGUUCUUCAGAAUCCGCUAAGUUCCUGAACAAUUGUCCAGGUUCCUCUAAAUGGAUCCCAUUCCUAGCCCCUGCUUUACUUUAAAGUCUUCUUUUGAUUUAAAUUCUUCCUCCAGAAUUCACCAUAUAAAUUGUCUCAGUUUUGAACAAGGAUGGGGAACCAUUUAAUUAUUAUUUUUUUCCUGCAGCUUUGUAAAGGCUAGUAGAGCACGCUUCUAAGCUUUUCUCCUUCUUGACAAGCUUUUGCACGAGAGAUCAUCUUCUAGACAUUGCAGAUUGAUUUAAUCAUCCCUGCUCCAGGCAUAAUCGUGCUGGCUUUUUCACAAACGAGUUAGACCUUUCCAAGCAAAAUCUCUGCCCUCAAAUUAGAGGGAUUGAGAAGACAGUUACACUGGACCUCGUCAAACUUUCCACCUUCUGUAAGACAAAAUGAUUAUAGAAAAGGAAGCAAGGCUCUCUUGGAGACAACUGGAGAACUGGUUGACCUACUAGCUUUCUAGCUAAACAUCGGUAGGACAGUUUCCUGAAUCAAGGGUUUCCUGUGCUCUUUGAUAUUUUUCUGAACAUUGCAAAAUGCCUACUAGAAGUAUCAAUGACCAACCAUCUCAGUGAGUAGCACUGGAGUAUCAGUACAGGCACCCAACACCAGUGGUGGGAUUCAGCCAGUUCAUAACACUUCAGCAGAACCGGUAGCUAAUUUUUUUGUUUCCCAGGCCCAGAACGGACUUGUGGAAGCGGCAUCCACCCAGAGCACCGCUUGUUCACAUAUUUGAAUCCCACCACUGGCCAAAACUAACAUUCAUCAGCACAGAAUUCAACGCUUUUGCUGAGGAUGCAGUAAUAAUGCACUUCUGAAGUUGAGUGUGAAGGCACACAAAAAUUAGGGAUGAAAUAAAAGCAUCCACUGCAGUAUUUUGCUUUUCUUUCGUAAGGGUUCCUUGUCAUCAGACUGAAUUGUGUUAUGCCCCGAUGACAUACCCAUCGCUCUAACCAUCUCUGAAAAGUAACCCUUCAGUCAACGCUGGGGCAAAUUUCCACUGCACUUGUUGUGUCAACCACUGACAAUCACUAGUGGAGAAGGUGUGUCCUAAGGUUAUUUAUUUAUAAUGUGGAAUGGUGUUCUGAGGAGAGAGAAUGAGAGAGAGCAUUCACGUGUUAUUUAUUGUCCACCGUUACAAACUUGUACAAAAAUAUAGACAGUUAAAUUAAAAACAUUUGGAAGUUAA
This is a messenger RNA of Crotalus tigris (Tiger rattlesnake), 6454 nucleotides long. RefSeq names its product proline rich 35 (gene PRR35). Lineage: Eukaryota; Metazoa; Chordata; Lepidosauria; Squamata; Viperidae. The coding region runs from base 1884 to 4406 and encodes 840 amino acids. The transcript has 5 exons. The record is from RefSeq and is a predicted model, not a curated record.